AACAAAAUGGAGGACACAACUGCGAACAAUCGUGAAAGUAAAUCAUCAUCUGAGGAUUGUAGCCCUGAUACAUCUUCAACUGCAGUUCCACAGAUGAAAAGAAGUCACUCUGACACUGGGGCUGCGUCCUCAUCAAGUUCAAAAGUCAAGAAGCGAUGUAAACAAGUCCAUUUUGCCGAACCGUCUGAAAGUUCUUCAUCGCAGGCAAACUCUGAUAGCCCACUGCUUCUACAAAAUGUCCCUAGCCUCACAUCUAGAUGGACGGAAGACGUACUGUCACGUUUUAAAAUUCAGGUGACACAGAAUUCUCCAGAUAUGCAUAAUGUGUUUCUGCAAGGUUGUUUACAUUUCGUUCCCGACACACAGAAAUGUGCAGAACUAAUGGAGUUAUUUAUGUCAAAAGAAGACAAUGUGUAUGAGUGCUAUAAACAUGUGCUUCAAAAUGUUUUUAGUUUGCACUGUGACGAUAUUUCAACAGUUAAUUUAGAUGACAUCAAAGAAAUGGAAAGAGCUUUGGCAGACCCUUGGUGGAUUAAAGCUUUUACUGAUGGAUUCCAGAACAAGAAAAUUUGCAGAAGAACUCUGAAGGACAUUAGCAGGAAGCUUCAGCAGUUUGUAUGGCAGCUGAUUUAUAUGGUGAGAACACAUCGCGGACAGGAAGGGGAAAAGGUGACGGAAGAGAUGUACCAGGAACUGUUUGUGCUGUUUGCCAAAACCUUUGGUCUGCAUCUUUUGUCUGGGGGUAAUGUAAACCAGUAUGGUCUGAUCGCCGGAGAAAGUGGGAGAUUUGUAACUAUACCAGACGGUGUGAUCUGUCAUCCAAUGACUGAGGAAGACCAAAUCUGUGCUGUUGUGCAGGUAACGGAAUGUCAGUUGAAUGGAGAUAACUCAAUCCAAAGAAGUUCUAGUCCUGAUCACGUUGGAGGAGAUCUACAGAGUAAACAUGUCGGACAGAGUCUCGGUGUUCUACCAUACUCAGUGUUUGGAGAAAUGGGAAUGUUUGGAAUUCUUGUUGACGGAACGAAUGUGAAUAUCUCAGUGUUCAAAACAGACAGCUCAUAUUAUCAAAAGUUGUGUAAUGGAUGUCUUCCAAAAAAUGAAGCAUCUGUAACAUUCAGCAAACAAUACAACAUAUUGCGAAAGGAUGGAAGAGCAGAGUGUAUCCAAACGUUUCUUCAUUUGAAGAAACUGUUAGAGUAUUUAACUAACAAAUCAUUUCCUUGACUAUGGAACAGACAUAGUAUAUAAUUUUAUGCAGUGCUUGAUUUUUUCUCACUAAGUCUUGUAUUUAUUGUUGCUGGUUAAGCAAAUAAAGAUUUGAGAUUCAA
Molecule: messenger RNA, 1328 nt
Organism: Magallana angulata
Lineage: Eukaryota; Metazoa; Mollusca; Bivalvia; Ostreida; Ostreidae
Exons: 5
Coding region: 7-1224 (405 amino acids)
Source: RefSeq, a predicted model, not a curated record